Molecule: messenger RNA, 1663 nt
Organism: Formica exsecta
Lineage: Eukaryota; Metazoa; Arthropoda; Insecta; Hymenoptera; Formicidae
Product: mitochondrial glutamate carrier 1-like
Exons: 8
Coding region: 282-1223 (313 amino acids)
Biological process (GO): L-glutamate transmembrane transport; malate-aspartate shuttle; aspartate transmembrane transport
Molecular function (GO): L-glutamate transmembrane transporter activity; L-aspartate transmembrane transporter activity
Source: RefSeq, a predicted model, not a curated record
ACAUGUGCGGCGUCUGCGUAUUUCGUAACGUAUAGAUGAUAGUCCUGAUAUUCGCAGCUUCUGUCAAAAACGCUAUUGAUAGACCACCAGCUGAUGCUGCUGACAGAAUCGGCCGGCGUUAUAGAAGUAUAUUUCAGUAGUUAAUAGUUGAUUGAGUUUUUUCACCAACAUCUCGUCAGGAACCUGAGACAUAUCGUGGGACAUCGACGUUGCGAGACGACCGCCCAGUAUAUUAUCAGAUUUCCCUGACACUCUGUGCGGGACCCUGAUACGUAGUAAUAAUGGCACAAAAUAGUCCAACUUUGAAAUCCGCGGAACAAUUCAAGCUUAUACCAAAAAUCAUAAAUGGUGGAAUUGCUGGAAUUAUUGGAGUUUCCGUAGUGUUCCCGCUCGAUUUGGUUAAAACGAGAUUACAGAAUCAAGUUAUCGGCCCGAAUGGAGAACGGAUGUAUAAUUCAAUGUUCGAUUGUUUUAAAAAGACUUAUAAAGCGGAAGGGUAUUUUGGAAUGUAUAAAGGAUCCGCUGUAAAUAUAUUAUUGAUUACACCCGAGAAAGCUAUCAAACUUACUGCCAAUGAUACAUUUAGACAUUAUCUUUCUCCCGGAGUCGGACAAAAAUUGCCAAUAGAACGUGAAAUGCUCGCCGGCGGCUUGGCGGGAGCAUGCCAAAUAAUCGUUACCACUCCGAUGGAACUGCUCAAAAUACAAAUGCAAGACGCUGGCAGAGUCGCCAUGGCAGCUAAAGAAGCGGGUAAAGAAGUGCCGAACGUAUCUGCUUGGUCAUUAACGGUGGAUUUACUUAGGAAACGAGGUAUACUUGGGUUGUAUCAAGGAACCGGCGCCACGGCACUUAGGGACGUUACGUUUUCCGUUAUUUAUUUUCCUCUGUUCGCCAGGCUGAAUGAUCUCGGCCCGAAGCGCGAAGACGGUUCAUCUGUAUUCUGGUGUUCAUUCCUUGCUGGAUGCGCGGCCGGUUCAACAGCCGCAUUAAUGGUCAAUCCAUUUGACGUAAUCAAAACUAGAUUGCAAGUUAUCAAAAAAGCACCUGGUGAACCAACGUACAAUGGAGUAUUAGACUGCAUAACGAAGACAUUUAAAAACGAGGGACCGACAGCGUUCUUCAAAGGUGGUGCUUGCCGAAUGAUCGUCAUAGCACCGUUGUUUGGAAUUGCGCAAACCGUUUAUUAUCUCGGCGUAGCCGAGUGGUUGUUGGGUUUGAAAUGAAAUCAUCAUAUCUCGCCGAUUCGUGCCGUUCAAAUACUCUCUGAGGAAACCGACAAUAAUUGCUGUAGAUGUAGUUGUAUUUUGGCUUGAAGAUAUCCGUCGCGCUACAAAAAAAAUAUCGUUGUUAAACGGAACCUUGCGAUCGCUUAUAUGUAAGAGAAAGUAAAAGAUUGUGUAUUAAUUGCCGUAAUUCUCGCAGGUCGCGAAUUAUAACGAAUUCAUAGUUGAAUGAGAUAUAUAAUCCUAUCUUUUUGCACCAGUAAAGUGCAUUAAAAUUAUUAAUCAAAUACAACGGAGUCGUUGCGUAUGUAUAUAUACGUUUGUCUUAUACAUUAUGUUCUUGCAAUGCAAAAACAGAUGGAAUUAUAAGUUUCCAAUCGUAUUACAUGCUGUUCAAUAUUUAAGUAAUUGCAUUUUUCAAUAUAAUGAUUUCUCAUCUU